Limulus polyphemus (Atlantic horseshoe crab) is the source of this 4069-nucleotide messenger RNA. RefSeq lists its product as uncharacterized. The record is from RefSeq and is a predicted model, not a curated record. Gene Ontology annotation, biological process: G protein-coupled receptor signaling pathway. Gene Ontology annotation, cellular component: plasma membrane. Bases 355 to 2781 code for a protein of 808 amino acids. Gene Ontology annotation, molecular function: G protein-coupled receptor activity. The transcript is spliced from 3 exons. Lineage: Eukaryota; Metazoa; Arthropoda; Merostomata; Xiphosura; Limulidae.
GCUGAAGAAACAAGCUCUGCAGCUAAACCUGUUGUCACUUGGGCUACACGUUUCAGAGGCUAGAGAUGGAAACUGGUCAUACUAGAGUUGUUCUCACUAAAAUAUUUGGCAACCAGUAAGUUUGCACAAGUCUCUGGGCUGGAGAGUAAGCAGUUAUUGUGAAGCUCGGUUUAAAUGUUUGUGUAAACAUGGAAGGUUGGAUCAGAUUGUGUUUUUUGUUUAUUAGGUCUUGAAUGCGUAAUUCAUCAAGGAUUUCAAGCGAUUGAUAUCAAAGUGUUAAUGAUGUCAAGUUUCAGAGUUCGACUAAGAAAAUUCAGGAUUUAAUAGAAUUGAAAGAAACGAUCUGCCUGCUUUAUGGAGCUUGUAGCCUACAGCUGGCUAGCAGCGUCCGCUUGCGCGCCUCUGGUAGCGGUCUUGUCCUUAUGGACAGUUUAUAUCUUCCACACGUACAGACGGCGUUGGCGGACAGUGGAUUUGUUCCUUCUGGCAGUUGGAACUCAAGAAUUAGUGACUGCUCUCUUCGCUUUUGGUUUUGCCGUUCUAAGUUUAGUUAUUCCAAGAACUGGGCCUCCUUGUAGCUUCAUUCUUUGGGGAUUAACUGCCACCAGGACCUUUCAAGUUGCCACUCUAGCUUCUCUAGUAGUAGACAGGGCUUUGACUGUGCGUUGGCCAUACAAAUAUCGUUUCAGCGUCCGUCGUAAUCAGAUAAGAUAUCACAUAGCAGUUUUGGCAGUCAUCGCUGUAUUUGUCGGCGUAGCGGCCGUGUUUGCUCGUUCACCUGACAAGAAUCAACAGUAUGAAUGUUCUGUGCAUCCUCUAGAAUGGGAUCGCCGGUUUUCCAUCUUCAACAUCUGUCUCCACGGUGUUCUUAUGAUUACCGUACUAGUAUGCUGCUUCGACGUGGAACUGCACCGUUGUCGGGCUCGCCGCCGCAGGCUGCCCUUCUCCGUGCCGUCGCCGGGAACCGAGUGUGCUACAGGAACAGCCAGCAGCGGUAGUGUUACCAGCAGCUCCAGCGGAAGUACUCGGCCAUUGCACGGCCCUGGUCGGCAAGAGUCGCACCGACCGUAUAGCCCUGAUCGACCCAGCUCUGACUUCCGGUGGACUGCUGUAGCGGUUGUUUCAUCUUUGUGUUACCUUACCAAUCAUUUGCCGUACUUGGCCCUCAACGUUCUUGGUAUAGCAUUGCCGUCUUUUUGGUCUAAAUGGCACGAGAAUGUGAUUCUGUGGCUCAGACUAGCUGAAGGUUUACUGGUCCCGCUGCUCUUUUAUCUGACGGAUUCUCCCCAUCGAGCAGCCUUAAGGAGGGCCUUCCAGCGGAGGAGUGGCAAGUUUUCGGAUUUUGGGGACGAUAGCCGUUAUCGAAUCUACUUAGAAGACGCCUUAGAAGUACAGAUGAAGCCUAGCCCCUUUGGUUCUGUCACUCCAGUCGGAAUAAUCACCAACUACCGGAGAAAGGAAAAACAUGAACAGGCACAAUCGCAGAAGAAGAAUCGUUGGAAGGCAGAACCGAAAAAACCCGUGUUUCCUAGCAUUUACGGAAUAGAUACCAUUCUGAAUCCGUCUCAUUUUAAAAAUAAUAACUUGCAAAUGGUCGUACAGACUAAGCCUCAGCCAGAGAAGGAUGAUACGUGUUCUAUGACGAAACAUGGCAGCAGCCAGAUGAGCAUGGGUACCUGGAGAGAUGAUGACACCCAUAUUUAUGCAACUCUCUCUGAUAAUUUCAGCUGUUUAAGCUACCAGUCUAGUCUACCAGACGGUAGUGUCUUUGGCUUCAGUUAUGCAGAACCCGAGGAGGAAACUUACGGUGGUUCUUUUACUACCAUUGCCAAUGACGACUUUGAGUUUCAUGACACGCGCCCCAGAGCCGCGGAAAUGCUCAUGCGUGCCAAUAAUGCUAAUCUUAAGAUCGAGUCCGCAUCAGAAUUCUCAGGUUCAGAGUCCGAAGAAGAAAUCUAUAGAUCUCCUGAAAGUGAGAUCAGGCCGAAUGAAAAUGACACUUCCUCUGAUAGUGUGAAAGAUUUAGUGAUACAAAUCAAUUCGCCAAGUGAUUCUUGUUCUGGCAAAGAUAAUUCUGAAUUUGAAAAGGUUAUUUAUAAAACAAGACACCAGUCUGCUGAUGAUAUUCCAUUCCACAUCUACCGAGUCAGGACUGAAGAAUUGUGCAAGAAUGCUUUACCCCGGUCUCGAAAUACUUGGUUUUCAAUGAAUGAUAUUGACCGUAUUGACUACAAAAAUGACUCAACCGACUGCGAGUCGGAGGUGGCCACCUUUGCGGCUCCAAUGAAGAGUGAGUCCACGCUGUCGUUGGACAAGGUAUCCAAACCUUGUGUCAGUACUCAAGUUAAAUCAGUAAGUGAAUCAAAUCUGUUCUGGGAAAAAAAAUUAGAUGAACUUCACCCCAGAGGGUCCUUUCAAGAAGAACACUUUAGUAGUGAAGGAAAGCUUCUCGAGGCUGUGUGUAAGAACAAAAGAUCAUCUUUGGUGUUCGGUCGAGGUAGCCAUGUGAGAAAAGUCAAAAAACGUAAAACAAAGACUAAACAAAAUCAUGGUCGUAAGCGGUCUUCUCGGAAAUCUUUAGAAGAAUUGGGGAUCGAUUUAAAUGGAAUGUAUCUUUCGGACAUUGGUAAUCGUUCAGGCCCUGUGCUAAAUGAGGAAUACAUGCGACCAGUUGAUGCUCUUUACAACUCUUCUUCCGAAGAGGACAAUGUACGGAACUGUGUUCGAAGCAGAAAAAAAGGGGACAGUUUAAAAUCAGCGCAAAAAACAGCGUUUAUUUGAAUAAAUUAACCACCAUCUUAUCCAUCUUACAACAUACGCAGUCAGAAUGACAGCUGGUAAGGAAAACUUGGCUAAGUCUCCAGUCAAGUCAAGAAGUAUUGUCUCGUGAACUUGGUAAAAGAUUGAGAUUAUAGAUUAUUAUAAAGUAUAUUUAUAACAUAGAGCAUAAAGGACACUUGAUAAAACGAAAUUAUUGGGGCUUUACAAUAAAAUGUUAAUUUUCAUCUUGGUUUGGGUCAAACAUGAAGUAUUGUUGUGCGAGCAUUGUUCUUCGUCAAGAGUACAACAAUAGAAAUAUAUUUCCACUCGUACUCUAUAAAUAAAAAACAAAUCAUUCUUCAUAGAUUACACAUUACAAAUGAUAUCACUAACACAACUAAAAAAUCGGGGAUCUUAGCUUUAGGAACAUCAGUUUCAGAAGGCAACUUAUAAUGUAAUUUACUCGCGAGAAUACCUUAACGAUAAGGUUUAUGCCUAUUUUAGAGACAAGACAUUGACUUUUUAAAACAGAAAAUUUUCACUCGACUUCCUGACAACUGCAUUAUCUGUUAAACUAAACGUUCGAAUACCUGACACCUGCAUUCUUUAUUAUUUGUUAAAGUAAAAAGCCAAAUAAAGCUUUUUAGCGUAAUUGUUAGCUUCUCACUGCAUUAUCUGUUCAAAUGUAAAACCGCAGCAAUAAAGAUUAUUUGACUAUAUGACAGACGAAUGGUUAAUUUAUUAUCUGUUAAAAAAAUUCCAACAAUGUUUAUUCGACUACCUAACAUUUGUACACUGUAUAAACUGACCCCCACCCCCAAAGUAUCUUCAACUACUGCAUACUGCACUGUCUGUUAAAAAAAUCAAAAGUGAAGUUUCAUCAACUAUCUGACAGCUGUAUGUUGCGUUAUUUGUUAAUCAACUCCCUGACAGCUGUAUUUAUUUGUUAAUCGACUAUCUGAGAGCUGUAGUAUCUGUUGACGUAAAUCUAUCUUUGACUAUCUGACAACUAGACAUUACAUUAAACGUUAAACUGAAUCCAACAAUGAAGUGCUUUGACACUUGACAAGUGCACAUUAGUAUGUUGAACAAAACUAAAAUAUUAUGAAGUUUUUUUACUAUCUGACAUGUGAAUACUCAAGCAACUAGUAAGUUAAAACCCGAAAAUAUAGCGUCUUUGACUACUUGAUAUCUAUACCCUGCAUUAUCUUGGAAGCUAACUCAUAAAAUAAUAUUUUAUCGACUAUCUUAUUUACAUUACCAAGAGUAAAUUAACUAAUUAUUAAAAUUACUGAAUUAUAUGAUUAUA